Molecule: messenger RNA, 2034 nt
Organism: Momordica charantia (bitter melon)
Lineage: Eukaryota; Viridiplantae; Streptophyta; Magnoliopsida; Cucurbitales; Cucurbitaceae
Gene: PGL1
Product: 6-phosphogluconolactonase 1
Biological process (GO): pentose-phosphate shunt; carbohydrate metabolic process
Molecular function (GO): 6-phosphogluconolactonase activity
Source: RefSeq, a predicted model, not a curated record
UACCUAUUUUUGUUUGGCUCUGCUCCUCGCGGCAGUUUCAUCAACCUUAAACAUCAUCUAACUAUUCUUCUUAUAUUAUGUGUUUUCUUAUGUAAUGGGGUUGUUUAUUCUGACGUUUUAUGAUCUGGAUAUGGGUUUAUUUUCUAAUUUUCCAUCUUCUCCAUAGCCAUCCACCCGAAUCGGGGGUUUCUGUUUUCGAUCCUUGAAAUUACAGUGUAGUAGUCAAUUAAAGCUUGGUGCAUGUUGAUGUUCAUGUGAUGGCGUCGCAUGGAUUUGUGAGUUUCUGAAUUAUGGCUCUACAUGGGGAUCACAGGGACAGAGAGCUGAAGAUCCAUGAAAGUUUGGAGGAACUUAGUACUGAUUUAGCUGACUAUAUUGCUGAAUUAUCAGAGGCAUCGGUUAAAGAACGUGGGGUGUUUUCUAUUGCAUUAUCUGGUGGCUCUCUCAUUAGUCUAAUGGGAAAGCUCUGUGAAGCUCCUUAUAACAAGACUGUUGAUUGGGCCAAGUGGUAUAUAUUUUGGGCUGAUGAACGUGUUGUAGCAAAAACCCAUGCCGACAGCAAUUAUAAGCUUGCAAAGGUUAACCUUCUGUCCAAGGUGCCAAUUGUUCCCAGCCAUGUCCACUCAAUCAAUGAUUCGGUGUCAGCUGAGGAAGCUGCCGAUGAGUACAAGUUCGUCAUCCGACAGUUGGUUAAAUCCCGCAUUGUAAGUGUGUCUGAUGUCAGUGACAGUCCCAAGUUCGACCUCAUACUUCUUGGAAUGGGUUCUGAUGGCCAUGUUGCUUCAUUAUUCCCUAAUCAUUCGGUGCUCGAAGAAAAAGAGGAAUGGGUUGCCUUCAUUACCGAUUCCCCGAAACCUCCUCCCGAGAGGAUCACCUUCACAUUGCCUGUGAUCAAUUCUGCAUCCAAUGUGGCAAUUGUUGUGACAGGCGAAAACAAAGCAGAGACUGUGCAUUUGGUCAUCGACGAUGUAGGAGCAGACUGCCUGCUCCUACCUGCAAGGUUGGUACAGCCAAGGAAAGGGAAGUUGGCGUGGUUUUUGGAUAAAUUUGCCGCUUCAAAACUUGACAAUUACCAGUUUUCCGAGUAGGCUUAACCAAGCUGUUCUCGUCGAAGUGUACCUCUGUAUGUAGUUGAUGGAUUCAGCAGUUAUGGAUCCCACCCCUUCAUUUCGAUCCCACAUUUUAUUUCACCCCCUUCCUUUUUGUUUUGGGUCACAAUCUACAUUUUGCCUUCUCCUCAUUUCUUUGCUGGAGUGAUGAGAGAAGCGUGAUUCUCCUUUCAUUUUGUAAGCAGAGCUAAAUAAGCUAAGGUCUCAGCGAAGAGCAGAUGGUUUUGUAGGACAGUUACUGCUAUAGUGCUAUGUAUAUGUUGAAGCCGGCAGAAGCAUCAUUGCAAGUUUGUAAAAAGCAGCCUUCACAGAUUUAUUAAGUUCAUCUCUCUCUCUCUCUCUGUCUAUAAAGUUGUAAAAAUGUGGGGAAGAGUUUGGUAAUCCUAUCAUUGGUUAUGACAUCACAUUAACCACAUAAAUUCAAAGCCUAGUUUCUGUGGGGAAGAGUCAGAAAAUAGGCCAUCAACAUCUUCAAUCGCUUUCCAGAUGGUGACUGUUUUGAAGAGUGGAUUCGAUAUUCUAGCUACAGGGAUGACAUUACUGGAAUGCUGAUUUCAAAAGUUCCAAUCCAACUACUUUGCCCUCUACAUAUAAAAAUGUCAAAUGUCCAUUUUUUCUAAUGCCAAGUGGAUAAGCAUAGCUGAUGGCUUGGCCCAUGGUGAUAAGACCUCUCGUAAUAGUUAUCUAAUGUUAUGGCUCGUUUCUUGGAUCUUACUGAUCAAGAGCUGAUGACUCUUGGAAGCUUCCAUGAGCUUAUCUCCGACUUAGGUGACUCUUCGAGACUUGCUUUCAACUGUUGUCCUAGCCCCUGGUAAAAAGAUUUGAUGUAUUUAUUGGUAAAAUUGUAAGGGGGUCAAUUCUUACCAUCAAUAUUAGAGAUGUCAAAUUUUCGUGGGAUUGGGGCCUACAAGGACCCACCCUCAAA